This is a messenger RNA of Striga hermonthica, 980 nucleotides long. NCBI's taxonomy places the organism in Eukaryota, Viridiplantae, Streptophyta, Magnoliopsida, Lamiales, Orobanchaceae. The record is from the annotation of a GenBank genome assembly.
CUUAUCGCCUUGAGUUACCAGAAAGCUCACAAAUCCAUCCUGUUAUUCAUGUCUCGCAACUCAAAAGGAGUUUAGGAGAAGCGCAGAAAUACUGUGAGGAGUUGCCAACUACCGCAACCGACGGCAGGGCUAUUAUACGCCCCAAACAAGCCAUUGAGUACCGCAAGGUAAAAAGAGCAGGGCGCUAUCGUUGGGAAGUACUUGUUGACUGGGAAGAAUUGCCGCCUGAAGAAGCCACAUGGGAGGAUCUUGAAGAGAUACGUGGUCAGUUCCCGAACUUUAUCCUUGAGGACAAGGAAUCACUUGAAGGGGACGGGAAUGAUGCGGAAGGGGCUAGGCAGCUCAAGAACGCCGCAAGUCGAGCUUACCAUGUGCGCAGGAGACAGGCACGAGCAACGGCAGAAGUGCGCGUACUAGAGUGGAGCGCGCGAGAAACGGGCGUGGAUACGCUGCACGCGGAUGUGCGGGCACCGACAUCGCCCGCAUCGCACUCGUGCGCCCAUGCGCACGCCGUACGCCCAUCGACUACUGAUCCGCGCGUGCCGCCAGUCUCCGAGGUCCGCUCUUCUAUCGCGCAGCCUCGUGCGCCCGCCAUGCCGCGUGUACCGCCAACAUCCUCUCCGUCGCCCGCUACGCCUCUGCCUACACGGAUUAGGCGUCCGCCCGUAUCGCUGGUACUCGCGCGCCCCUCGCGUGUCUCGCCCCAGCUGGCCAACCAUCGCGCGCCCGCUCCCGCCAAUCCUAGGCCCACUAGGCCUUGGCUAUUGGACGCGUCCCAGCCACCUGCGCCAGUCCCGUGCACGCCAGCAGCUCCCGUGGGCUGCUCGUCUGGCGCUCGCGUAUCAUCUUGUUCCGUCCAUCCUCGCGCAUCACAGGCCGAUGCGCGCCACUCGCUCAUUAGCCGGUCACCGUCGAUCUUUUUGUCACAGGGGUACGGAACCCACUUCCGUAUCAUUCCCCUCCUCUUCGAGACUUUCCUU